AUGGUGCUGCUACAGAUGCUGCUCAUAGAAGAGUGGAUGGUGGGAGAAGUGAGCAUUUCUAAGCCUGGGUCAUCAGAAAAAUGUGCCUCUGGCAACACUAUCCUUGUCUUGGCAUAUGGAGACUCUCAUUUAUAUGAGAAUGCUGAUGAAACAUUGGGGGAAGAAAAGUUUGAGUCCAUCAUAAAAGGAAGCUCCCCUUUCUCACCUCUCUCAUUCUCUAUCCAUGAAUGUCUGAAAAACCUGCAAGAAUCUGCUGAAUUAGCAGGUGGUGACAAAUCCCAGAUCCAGAAGACAUAUGAGAGUCUCAAGACAAGGAAUGCAAAGAACCUUGAUCCUAUGGUCGCAGUCCUGUCACGCAUUGCCAAGAACAAGGAGUUGAAAGAUGCAUUGGAACAACAUUGCAUGGCCCAUAUAUCAUCUCCUUCAUGUGUAGAUUCUGCCAUAUCCUCUGGGAAUUCCCAAAGUAUCAUUGCAAGUGGUGCCAGUGGGAUAUCUUUAGAGAAUGUGUCACAGGUGCGAAAGAUGCUUCAAGAGCAGGCAGACAAUUAUGUCCCUCCUGCAACAAUAUCUGAUGCAGUCUUGGAAGGGACUUCUAGUCAGCCAUCAUCCUUCUCCAUUGACCCAAUUUGGAUACAUGAGAGACAAUACCAGAGUCAAGACUAUGUUCUUAAUCCUGAUAUUUCACCUGUUUCUGGUCCUCUGGGAAAUUUGCCUGAAGAAUCUCAAAAGACAGCUCUAGUCACAGAUCUGCUAUAUGUCAUGAUGGGGGUUGAAGGAGAAUUCAUUCAUCCUCAGCCUGUUGUGAAUCGCCAUGCACCCAGGGAGUUUCUUAUCGACAGCUCUGUUGCUGCUAUGAAAGAACUCCUUAAGGAGUACACGCUGUUGAUCACACAGUUGGAAACUCAAUCCCUUUCUUCUGGAGGGGGUUUGACAUUGCAGAGUUUAUUUUAUCAUGUUCAUCCUGUCAUGGAGACCAUGGAGAAUUUGGCAUCUGUUGCUAAUUCCAUAAACCAGGCAAAAUCUCGAGGGGCAGGUGUGUUGUCAUAUCUCCAUGAAAGGGCCUCUUUAACCUCUGGUCAACGAGCUGCCAAAGAGCUCCUAUAUUUGGCCAAGGCUGCUGCUGUUCCUUAUAUGCAAAUGCUCGAGAAGUGGAUAUACAAAGGAGUCAUUGAUGACCCAUAUGCUGAGUUUCUGAUAGAAGACAAUGAAAUUCGAAAGAGAAAUGAACUGACUGGAGAUGCUGAGAGUGAGUAUAGUGACGACUACUGGGGAAAGCGCUACACUGUUUGUAGAGAUCGUGUACCAAGCUUCUUAAAGGACAUUUCUGACAAGAUUCUGCGAAGUGGAAAGUAUCUGAAUGUUAUCCAGCAGUGUGGUGAUGGGAUCAAGUACCCUAAAGCAGAGGAGUUGACUUAUGAUCUUGAGGCUACACGUUUGAAGACAAGCAUUAUGAAUGCAUACAAUUUUGCCAGCAAAACCCUUCUUCAGCUUCUCUUGAAGGAGAAGGAUCUUAUGGGAAGACUUCGAUCAGUGAAGCAUUAUUUCCUCUUGGAUCAAGGAGACUUCAUUGCCCAAUUCAUGGAUCUGGCCCAUUUGGAGCUACAGGAAAAAAUCUCAGACAUUGAUGUAACCCGACUUCAGUGUCUCUUAGAGAUGGCUCUUCGGUCUUUCUCUGCUACUGCUGACCAUUACAAGGAUGAUGUGAAGCUGAAGCUUUUCACAUGUGAUCUAGAAAGUCUUAUGCUGAGAAUAGUCUGUAUUGAUGCUCAGGGGAGAAAAGACUGGCAUCUGGAGAAGAACAUGGCCUUGACCGGAUGGGAAGCCUUUUCUUUUGACUAUCGGGUGCAAUGGCCAGUGUCUCUUGUCAUCAAUGUCAAGGCUCUGGCCUGUUACCAGAUGAUCUUUCGCCAUCUUUUCUAUCUCAAACAUAUUGAGAACUUGUUGUUACGGGUGUGGACUUUGCAGAAACAGACUCGGCAUUUUGCUUCACGUGCAGCUCAAUCUUAUACCAGCACUUUUGCUUUGAGGCACAAGAUGCUUCGUUUCAUUCAAACCAUGGAGUAUUUCAUAAUGUUGGAAGUUCUUGAACCCUCUUGGCACAAUUUCUUGGACAAGAUGGAGUCUGUGGACAACAUAGAUGAUGUCUUAAAGCAUCACAUGGACUUCCUGACAACAUGUCUCAAGGAUUGCAUGCUCACAUCACCAGAUCUUCUUCAUACCAUAAAUCAGCUCCUCAAGACAUGCCUUAAUUUUGCAAUGUUUGUUAAGCAUAUGUAUGGUCUAUCAAUUGAUGCUGAACUUGGGCACUUGGAAACUGACAUAUCAUCAUCUACUUGUGCCCUGAAUGCAUCAGAUGAGGAGGGAGAAGGGGAAAUGGACAGUGGUUCAGAAGGAGAGAGUUUCGAAGAAAAUGUGCAUCGAUUUGACCUGAAGUUCUCCGGACUUCUCCUUGGAUUGCUGGAGAAGAUUGUGGUAGUAGAAAGGGGACGACAGUCGGAGAAUGUAGCAAGUCUUCUCUUCAGCGACGUAGUUGUAAGUUCUGAUAUGAGCCUCCUCGGCUUGGAUUCAGAUUACCCAGAACCAAGCAGAGUGCCUCGGUGCUCCGAGUCCGAAAAAGGACUUCACGGCACCAAGAGACCCAAUCCCCCGAACGGUCCCGGAGCAGCACCCCCUCCAAAUCGGACACAGACCAAGGACGAUCCCUCCUGCGAGCCCCAGCAGAAGGUACCGUCCUCGCUCUGCCUCCCAAUCCAUGCGAUGGUCAUGGCCCGAAGGAUGAAGAGGGCGGUCGUGUUGCUGGCGUUGUUAGGGGUCUGUACGGCCCAAAUAAAUUUCGGAGCAAGGAAAAGUACUGCUGCAGCGAGCGGAAGAACUUCUGCAGUGAGCGGAAGAACUUCUGCAGUGAGCGGAAGGAAUGCUCCCAGUGUGGGUACACGAACGGGAAGCGGGACAGAGGAAAUCGACACCAAAGGACUCUUGGCUGAAUUCCUCGGCAAAGAUCCCAUCUCCGGCGUCGAUACAGGUGGUAUCGGUAGUGGGGGAUUGGGAGCACCCAGUCCCGGAUACGGUCCAUCCGGUGCUGGAGUCCCCCCCUCAGGAGCACUCGGCCUAGAUGUCGCAGGUGGUUACGUUGGUUGCCCCGAUGCGCAGAGGUGUUGCUGUCUGGACCAGUAUCAAUGCAAUCCCGGUGGUGGGGGAGGUGGAGGGGGUGGAAUCUCAGAUGGAACUGGUCUCAUCGAUGUUCGCAUUGUGAAUAAGCCUCCAGCUCCUCCUGCAGCACCACCCCCAUAUCCACCUCCAGCUCCUCCGCCAGCACCACCUCCGUAUCCACCUCCAGCUCCUCCUGCAGCACCACCUCCGUAUCCACCUCCUUGCCCUCCCCCAGCACCACCUCCAGCUCCUCCGCCAGCACCACCUCCGUAUCCACCUCCUUGUCCUCCUCGGCUUGGAUUCAGAUUACCCAGAACCAAGCAGACACCCCCUCCAAAUCGGACACAGACCAAGGACGNUGGGGGUGGUGCUGCAGGAGGAGCUGGAGGUGGUGCUGGGGGAGGGCAAGGAGGUGGAUACGGAGGUGGUGCUGGCGGAGGAGCCGGAGGUGGAUACGGAGGUGGUGCUGGUGGAGGAGCCGGAGGUGGUUACGGGGGUGGUGCUGGCGGAGGAGCCGGAGGUGGAUACGGGGGUGGUGCUGGCGGAGGCUGUGGAAUCCAGAAUAUCAUCACUCCGAGUGGAGCAUACGGACAGGCCGACUACGGAGAGUUCCCCUGGAUGGCCCUGGUUCUCAAGAAAAACGACCACUUCGUUGGUGGAGGAGUGAUCUUGGACGAAAGAACCAUCCUCACUGCCGCCCAUAAGGUCCAGGGGGUCGAUGCCGCCGACCUGAAGAUCCGCGUGGGAGACUGGGACGUGAGCAAAGUGGAUCAAUACAAGGAGAAAUAUCCCCACGAGGAGCGAUACGUCGCCAAGGUCAUCCGACACGAACACUUCAACCCCGGGAACCUGUACAACGACGUCGCUCUGCUCAUCCUCAGCGAGCCUCUGUACUUCGGGAAGAAUCCUGCCUACGGACCCGUCUGUCUCCCGCAAUACGGAGAUGCUUUCUUCGGCCAGAGGUGCUGGGUGUCGGGCUGGGGGAAGGAUGCGUUCCUCGACGGCAGCUUCCAGGCGAUCCUGAAGGAGGUCGAUCUGCCGGUGCUGCCUCCGGAGAAGUGCCAGGCGCUCUUCACGCAGUAUACGAAUCUCGGCUCGCACAACUAUCGGUUCAACGCGGAGCAUUUCAUCUGCGCCGGGGGGGAGAGGGGGAAGGAUGCGUGCACGGGAGACGGCGGCUCCCCGCUGGUGUGCCAGAAGCCCGACGGCCGCUGGUACCUGGCCGGACUGGUGGCAUGGGGCAAGGGAUGCGCCCAGCAGCACGUGCCCGGCGCCUACGUCAACGUCGCCCACUUCGUCACCUGGAUCAAUCAGCACGCCAAGGCGUACUGAGGGGUGGGGGUGGCCGGAUCGGGAUCGCAGUGAGAUUCGAAUCGCGAAUCUGAAGUGAAACGUGACGUUUAGCGAGUUUUCCUCGUGUCGCGAAGGAAUGGAUUCGGUCGGCGAUUCGGAUCGAGAAUCGGUUUGAGCAGUCGACUCAACUUUGCUCAACGUUUUCUCAAUUCCUUUUUUUUUAAAUCGAGUUCGACUUGCGAUUUUUAGGUCGAAUUUCGAAUCAAGCGAUUCGUCCCAAAACGAUUGAGAUUCGAUAUCAUCAGAAGCGAUUUUGAUUCGGAUUCGAAUCCCGAAGGCGUCCGAUUCGGCCAUCUCAGAUCCGGCAUCCCUGUCCUCGUCUUCCCGCCUGACUCCCUUAUUUAUAAGGGCGUCGAAGAAGCUUUCUUUUUCGACCCUCUCUUUGGUGUCACCGGCGAUUUCCUGGGUUUCUGAACCGGGACGCCUUUUCUUCUCCUUUGUAUUGGCUUAUCAAUAAACGCAUUGUGAAGUC
Molecule: messenger RNA, 4975 nt
Organism: Darwinula stevensoni
Lineage: Eukaryota; Metazoa; Arthropoda; Ostracoda; Podocopida; Darwinulidae
Source: the annotation of a GenBank genome assembly